Messenger RNA from Astyanax mexicanus (Mexican tetra), 2719 nucleotides. Its product is annotated as zinc finger protein 239-like. Bases 443 to 1378 code for a protein of 311 amino acids. The record is from RefSeq and is a predicted model, not a curated record. The transcript has 3 exons. NCBI's taxonomy places the organism in Eukaryota, Metazoa, Chordata, Actinopteri, Characiformes, Acestrorhamphidae.
GAUGUAGCGGGGGAGGGGGCGGGGCUCUACAUAACCCGGAUGAGGCUUAGCUCCCGGGGUCUGUAGCUGGAGCGGAGGAAAAGCAGGAUCAGCUGCAGAAGUUCUCAGCUUCCAGUAAGACCAAAACAGAAUCAAGAUUGUCUGUCUAAACAGUGGGCAGUCCUUAUAAAGGCAGUAAACAGAUGUCAGACUGAUUAUUGUGAGUGACAAAAGGUGGCCUUCUUCCAGUGGCAGGAGGACCACCAACACCCCCUUACACUAUGGACUUCGACUGGGAUAAAAGUACAGAAGCUUUUAUGAAAUGAAAAUAUUCUCCUGAAAUUCAUCACCAACAACCAGGAACGACAAAGAGCAAUGUUAAACUGCUGAAAGAGGUGAAGCAAAAGCCGUCCAGAAGAAUCUCCAGAACACACAGAAAUUGUUUGAUACAUUUAACAGACAAAUGAAGCCAAGUCCCAACAUGGAGAAACAUCAGCACUCUGCCAAGAGUUUUACUAAACAGAGUACUCUCAAAAACCACCAGCGCAUUCACACAGGAGAUAAACGAUAUUACUGCUUAGACUGUGGAAAGAGUUUUACUAAACAGAGUACUCUCAAAGUACACCAGCGCAUUCACACAGGAGAUAAACCGUAUCACUGCUCAGACUGUGGGAGGAGUUUUACUAAACAGAGUACUCUUAAAAAACACCAGCGCAUUCACACAGGAGAGAAACCGUAUCACUGCUCAGAUUGUGGGAGGAGUUUCACUCAACAGAGUAGUCUCAAAAACCACCAGCACAUUCACACAGGAGAGAAACCGUAUUACUGCUCAGACUGUGGGAAGAGUUUUAAUACACAGAGUAAUCUAAAAAAACACCAGCGCAUUCACACAGGAGAGAAACCGUAUUACUGCUCAGACUGUUGGAGGAGUUUUUCUGAACAGAGUAAUCUAAAAAAACACCAGCGCAUUCACACAGGAGAGAAACCGUAUUACUGCUCAGACUGUGGAAAGAGUUUUACUAGACAGAGUGAUCUCAAAAUACACCAGCGCAUUCACACAGGAGAGAAACCGUAUCACUGCUCAGACUGUGGAAAGAGUUUUAAUCAACAGAGUCAUCUCAAAAAACACCAGCGCAUUCACACAGGAGAGAAACCAUAUCAUUGCUCAGACUGUGGGAGGAGUUUUACUAAAAAGAGUAAUCUCAAAAACCAACAGCGGAUGCACACAGGAGAGAAACCGAAUCACUGCUCAGACUGUGGGAAAAGUUUUAAUCAAAAGAGUGUUCUUCAAAAUCACCAGCGCAUUCACAAAGGAGAGAAACCGUAUUACUGUUCAGACUGUGGGAAGAGUUUUACUACAAAGAGUAAUCUCAAAAAACACCAGCGCAUUCACAAAUGAUAGAAAACUAUCCCAAAUCUGUUUCAAUUAAAAGUGCGAAUCGUAAUCCUUUCAGACGGAACACCUUAUCUUACACAAAUGUUUAACUUAAUCACUUGGGACACGUUCCACCAGAAAACUGAAUUUAACAAUGGGUUUUACAGGUUCUGCAAAAUGAAUCUUAUCCAGAGAUGAUGUUUAUUGAAUUCCAUGUUAUGUUUUCUCGUAUGUUAGAUGUUCCAGGACAUUCUUUGUGAGACACAGCUCAGUGCUUAGGGUAGUUACUGUAGUAGUUCAGUUCUGAAGAAGGGAAAAAACUUAGUCUGUAAAAUUUAGAUGUCAUAGUUGUUAGGAGUAGAGGAGGAUUAUUAGCUUGCAACUAAAUGUUUAGGACCAAAUAUUCUUAUGAUUUGCUUAUGAUUUAAAUGCUUUUAAUUUAUUUACUAGUAUAUGCAGAUUUGAUUAUUUCUAUUAAUUUCUAGUAUCUCUGUUUUCACUCUGUGGAAGCCGUCCUCAGUUCCCCUUAGCAUAGCUUAGCUUAAUGCUAUUAACCACUAGGCCCAUCUGUAUGAAAGAAGAAGUGAAAACACCACCUGAGGAAUUCCAGAGAGAGUGCUCCCAAAAGUGAGACCCAGAUCCACAAAGAGACGACACUGUGCCAGGUACUGCUGUGUGGACCGGAGGAGCAUCCAGACCCCGCAGAGAGGCCAACAAAAUCCUUUACAGAGGUUAAAUAAAACGCUCCAGCUGUAGUUCCCAUACUGAAAUCAACCCCCUCCAGACUUGUCUAGUGCAGUAAGGUUGCAGGCUCAUUCAUUCCCUCUGCUGCUGUUCUUGUUGGUCUAUGGUUCAGUCGUUCUGGUUAAAAAUCUGUUACCAUAGAAGCAUAUUUGGUUGUGUUGUAUUACUCAAGUUUUAUACUCUCUUGUCUUUUUCUUAUUGAAUAUUAUAUGUUGCUGAAGGUUUUUUAAUCUCCAAAUUUAUUAAGAAUGUCCAAAUCAUUUAGUUUCUUAAUUGUUUUUAUCCUCUACAAACUAUUAUCUUUUUAUUGUUUCACCUCUUUUAUUAAACUACUUUUAGAUUGCAGAUCUGCAAUCUCAUUGUGUUUUCUCAACAUAAGUUUGACAUGAAACCUAUAGGCCUGAGAUUGUCUUCUGUUAUUACUUGUUAAAUACUCAAAGGCGCCCAACGGAGAAAUCCAGUGUGAAAUGGAUUUUUGUUGAAGUGAAACAUAAUAGUCAAUUUAAGAUUGAAAUUCAUUCCAUUUAAUGGUUCAGGCUUAAAAAAUAUACAAUUACUUCCAAAGGUAGAGUAACAUGUGUUUAACUUGUAUUCAUAUGUUUAUAAAAUUCUUUAUUGUGA